AUGGGUGACUGGAGCUUUCUGGGACGGCUGUUGGAGAAUGCGCAGGAGCACUCGACGGUGAUCGGCAAGGUGUGGCUGACGGUGCUCUUCAUCUUCAGGAUCCUGGUGCUGGGGGCGGCGGCAGAGGAGGUGUGGGGCGACGAGCAGUCCGACUUCACCUGCAACACGCAGCAGCCCGGUUGCGAGAACGUCUGCUACGACGAGGCCUUCCCCAUCUCGCACAUCCGCUUCUGGGUGCUGCAGAUCAUCUUCGUGUCCACGCCCACCCUCAUCUACCUGGGCCACGUGCUGCACAUCGUCCGCAUGGAGGAGAAGCGCAAGGAGCGGGAGGAGGAGCUGCGCAAGUCCAGCCGGCUGCAGGAGGAGAAGGAGCUGCCCUUCAAGAACGGCGGCGCCGAGGGCGGUGACGCCGGCGGAGGGGGGGGCAGAGGCGGGGGCGGCGGCGGCGGCGGCGGCAAAAAGGAGAAGCCGCCCAUCAGAGACGAGCACGGCAAAAUCCGCAUCCGGGGCGCCCUGCUGCGCACCUAUGUGUUCAACAUCAUUUUUAAGACCCUGUUUGAGGUCGGGUUCAUUUUAGGUCAGUAUUUCCUCUAUGGCUUCCAGCUGCGGCCCCUGUACAAGUGCGCGCGGUGGCCCUGCCCCAACACCGUGGACUGCUUCAUCUCCCGGCCCACGGAAAAGACCAUCUUCAUCAUAUUUAUGCUUGCGGUGGCUUGCGUGUCUCUUUUGCUGAAUUUGUUGGAGAUCUAUCACCUGGGAUGGAAGAAAGUGAAGCAGGGAAUGACGAACAAGUUCACCCCCGAGAGCGAGUCGCCGGGCCGCGCCGACGGCGAGCCCGAGCCCAUCGCCCCCACCCCGAGAACUGCCCCCCCCACCCUCAGCUACCCGCCGACCUACACGGACGUGACCGUGGGGGGUGUGUACCCCCUGCCGGCGGCCCCCGCCGCCGAGUUCAAGACGGAGCCUCUCCAGGAGGACCCGCCGGAGAAGCCCUCCAUCUUCUACAGCAACAACAACCACCGGCUGGCCGCCGAGCAGAACUGGGCCAACCGGGCCGCCGAGCAGCAGACUCGGGAGAGGAAGCCCGACUCCGCCUCCCUCUCCCUCUCCCCCUCCCCCUCCCUCACCCACGCCUCCUCCCCGGCCCCCAGCAGCAGCGUCCACGACGAGCCGCGGCAGCGGCGGCCCGGAGACCCCGCCGCGCCCACUGCCAGCUCCAGCAGCGGCAGCUGGAGCGGAGAGAAGGCCCCGCCCGAGGAGGACCACAUCACCACCUUGGUGGAGAUGCACGAGGCCCCCGCGGCCGUCAUGGACGCCCGCCGUCUGAGCCGGGCCAGUAAGACCAGUAGCAGCAGAGCCAGACCCAACGACCUGGCGGUCUAG
Molecule: messenger RNA, 1383 nt
Organism: Megalops cyprinoides (Indo-Pacific tarpon)
Lineage: Eukaryota; Metazoa; Chordata; Actinopteri; Elopiformes; Megalopidae
Product: gap junction alpha-3 protein-like
Exons: 1
Coding region: 1-1383 (460 amino acids)
Biological process (GO): cell communication
Cellular component (GO): connexin complex
Source: RefSeq, a predicted model, not a curated record